AAAUGGAACCAAAACUCAGUCACAGAAAACGGGAAAACCAGCAGGACAUCCGGAAGGCGCCUGCUGCCGGGGUAUAUAAGGCAGCUCGAAGGUCGGUCCCCUCACACUUCCUCAAGAGGUGUUAUAGGCUCAACAUCCUCUUCCUCUUCCGCCUUCCUCUUCAUCCCUCCAUCUGAUUACGUAUUGAAACAUGGGCAGCAGUAAGGCGGCCGUGAUGGUGCUGGUGGUGGUGGUGUUGCUGGCGGCGGCGGCGGUGGAGGGCUACGGAGGGAGGCAUUAUGGAUAUGGAGGAUAUGGUGGUGGUGGUGGUGGUGGUGUCUUGGGUGUUGACACGGGGGUCGUCAAGACGGUCCUGCAGGUCGUGACGGAAGUCAAGACGCAAACGGCGACGAAAACUGAAACGGCCCUCAAAACAGUGACGGAAACAGCGGUGAAAACAGAGGUGGUGAAGGAGACGGCCGUGAAAACGGAAACGGCCGUUAAAACAGUGACAGAAACAGCGGUGAAAAAAGAAGUCGUAACGGAAACGGCUGUGAAAACUGUGACUGGAACGGCUACUGCAACGGUGACGGUGACUGCUGCUGCUGGCGGUGGCGGCGCUGCUGGUGGCGGCGCUGGUGGUGGCGCAGGUGGCGGCGCAGGUGGCGGCGCUGGUGGCGGCGCUGGUGGCGGCGCUGGUGGGGGCGCAGGUGGCGGCGCUGGUGGCGGCGCUGGUGGCGGCAGUGCUGGUGGAAAUGCUGGUGGCUAUGGUGGUGGCUAUGGUGGUGGUGGUGGUGGUGGGGCAAUCCGCUACAAGUAUGGAAAAUAAGAAGAAAGGAAGUAAAAUCCACCUUCCCUUCUCUCCCUUUUCUUCUUCCCCCUCCUGUUUUGCUCCUUUUUUUCAUCUUUCCUUUCUCCCUCUCUUUUUCUUCCAUUUCUCUCACAUACUAUAGCGGCUGUACCUGCAUAACACUACUACUACUACUACUACUACUACUACUACUACUACUACUACUACAACUACUACUACUGUUUGUUUUUGCACUACUUUAAAAUAAUACUCUUACUUAUGGGAUCCUAAUAAUUGUUACUACUACUACUACUACUACUACUACUACUACUACUGUUUUUGCACUACUUUAAAAUAAUACUCUUACUAAUGUGAUCCUAAUAAUUGUUUCUAAUACCACUACAACUACUACUACUACUACUACUACUACUACUACUACUACUACUACUACUAUUACUACUACAAUGAUUGGAGAAGCUGAAAUUUGGACUUUGCCGAAGAUGCUACCUACAUUAGAUUAGGCAAAAUAAAAAUAAAAAAGAAUGUAAAACUAAUAAUAAUAAUAACUAUAAUAAUAAUAAUAAUAAUAAUAAUAAUAAUAAUAAUAAUAAUAAUAAUAAUAAUAAUAAUAAUAAUGAUGAUGUGUUUCCUGUAAUUAAUUAGCUUCCCUGACCUUUAAAUUACCUGUUGUUGUUUACGUUUACCUGUCGGACACCUGUUUAAAUGAGGGGUUAAUUAGCGUGUGAACUCGUUAACAAAUAA
Messenger RNA from Eriocheir sinensis (Chinese mitten crab), 1531 nucleotides. RefSeq names its product RNA-binding protein cabeza-like. The record is from RefSeq and is a predicted model, not a curated record. The transcript is spliced from 4 exons. Lineage: Eukaryota; Metazoa; Arthropoda; Malacostraca; Decapoda; Varunidae. The coding region runs from base 191 to 808 and encodes 205 amino acids.